AUGGCGGUGCCUGACAAGGGAAAGAAACCCAGGCUCGAUGAGGAGCAAUACUCUUGCCUUUCCCCUGAUCCCAAUGUUAGUCUCUGUAUCGAUCAGUUGCGGGAGGUUCAGGCUGAACUUGACAAGGUUGUCAUCUACACUGCUGGCUCUGUUGAAUGGAAUUUGAUUAUGACUGAAGAAGCUACUGACAACAUGGAAGUUCAUGACAACUUUAGUGAUUUGAGCAAGCCUAUUUAUGAGAAGAGGAAUGAGCUUAUCAAAUCUAUACCUGACUUCUGGUUGAAUGCCGUGGGUGGCCUUCCUGAAUUAUCUACUUGCUGUUAUGUCGACAAAUGA
Molecule: messenger RNA, 336 nt
Organism: Carica papaya (papaya)
Lineage: Eukaryota; Viridiplantae; Streptophyta; Magnoliopsida; Brassicales; Caricaceae
Source: RefSeq, a predicted model, not a curated record